AUGAACUUGGAUGGCAUGUCUCGCAUUUUCGAGGGUCGGUGUAGCUGCUUGGAAUGGAUUGCUUCUGUGGUGCCCAGUGCAGCGCCGAGUCAACAGAAGCGGACGGACAGUAACGGAAGUGUGUUCGGAGAUGCUGUCAGACGAGAGCUCCCAUCCCACCAAGGGCCCGGGAUACUAUUGCUCAACGGCAUCACCAGCCGUGCGUAUGAUGGUCUCCGACAAUGCACAGGUGGGGUCUGUGUCUCGUACUGGCAACGAUCGCCCAGCGAGUUUACAUUGUGGCUGACCGGAGCAGAAUCCUCAGUGGGCGCUUGCGGAGGAAAAUGGCGCACACGCUGA
Molecule: messenger RNA, 339 nt
Organism: Aspergillus fumigatus Af293
Lineage: Eukaryota; Fungi; Ascomycota; Eurotiomycetes; Eurotiales; Aspergillaceae
Exons: 2
Coding region: 1-339 (112 amino acids)
Source: RefSeq, a predicted model, not a curated record